Molecule: messenger RNA, 4348 nt
Organism: Melitaea cinxia (Glanville fritillary)
Lineage: Eukaryota; Metazoa; Arthropoda; Insecta; Lepidoptera; Nymphalidae
Product: probable serine/threonine-protein kinase nek3
Exons: 3
Coding region: 1-3942 (1313 amino acids)
Molecular function (GO): serine-type endopeptidase inhibitor activity
Source: RefSeq, a predicted model, not a curated record
AUGCGCGUCACUCUGUUCGUACUUAUCGCGGUAGCGUGCGCGUUCGCCGAAAGCAAUCAUAAUAGGCGAACAAAACUACCGUACAUAGCAGAUGCUGUUGGUAACAGUCUUCCACCACCUUCGAGUGUGCCAGCUACUGUAGGGAGUCCAGUAAACUUGCUUACACCAGAUCGAUAUGAAUUCUAUACCUUUGAUGAGUCCGGUGAACUGGUUAAAAGACUAAUGACAUUGGAAGAAAUACAGGCUAUAGUUGCGGCUGGCGAAGAGACAGAUGGCUUAGUCACUUUUGCUAAUGAUAAUCAACCUACAGUAGCUUUCAAUUUUAGUCAACCAUCACAUACAAAAGUACAUAGCGUAGUGACUAACGUACAAAAUGUUCUUAAAUCGCAAAUGGAAGCACAUAAGAAUAGGCCUAACAUACAACCGACCUUCGAUACUCCAGAUGUUUCUGAUUCCUGGAGCCUUAUAUUACCCUCUAUAUUUGGUAACACUGGAGUUGAUAUAGUACCCGAUAAAACAUCUGGGUCUUUUAUUACACCUGAGACAGAAACUAUCGAUAUAGAUAAUUUAAAUAUGGACUAUGAAAAUUCACAAAGUAAAGAAAGUAAUGAAAUUCCAACUAUUUCUACAUCCGAAGAUACAAACAAAAAUAAUGAUAUCAACAAGAUGCCAGGAACUGAAUUGUCUUAUUCUUCUACUGAAUCUGUAACAACAGAAUUACCUGUGUCUCCUACAACAAUAUCACAACCAUCGACAACUUUGAGAUUAGCUACCACUACGUCUAAACAGUUUCUACGAAAAACAACUGGUAUCCCUACUGUUACAACUACCACAAGUAAGCCUAAAUUAUCAAGUACAAUGACUACUGUUCGACCAUCAUCUACAAUGUCAGUUACAUCUAUGAAAUCAACUAUGAAUUCAACUUCUAAACCUACAAUUAACGACUUUAAAAAUAAGAGUAAUGUUUCACAUCAGUCAGAGGUAAUUUCACAUAGACCUUCAACAGUAAAUUUUAUUCAAUAUGAGACAAUAAGCACUUUUUCACCUAUUUCCAUGGGAGCAUACGUAACAGAAAAAACAAAACUGACAAACGAUGAACAAAACAAUUUAUCGCAUAAAAAUAUGUCAGCUCAUGCAACAACAAGCUCAUCAUCACCAACUGAGAAUAUAGAUAAGAAUGACGAACAUAUUUCAACAACGAUUGUAACUUAUUCGAUUUUGGAUUCAACAACAACCACAUUAAAAGGUUUAAUACCUACACAAGAUAAUCUAAUCCAAAAUAAUAAUCAAAUAAGUAGUGAAUCACAGGGAACAGAUAAUAUAAAAGAGGAAAAUCUAACAUCGUUACCGUUAUUUGAUGUGGCUCAAAGUAUAAGCCAAAUAGCUUCUAAUUUAGGUAACAAUUUCGUUCCUAUUCCUACUUCUAAUAGCUUAUUAGAUACAACGAAAGUAAACAACGUUGAUAUAGAAAGUAAAGAAAAUGUAGAAAUAGAAAUGCCGACUGGAAGUGGAAACGGAAAUGAGAUAAAAACUACUGAACCCGAAAAUUUUGUAAAAAUAUCAACUUUUGAUCCUCAGAUGAAUAAUGAAAUGAAAAAAGAAGAAGUUUUAGAUGUAAAAGAAGUACAGACUACCUCUUUACCAUCAACUGCAAUAAUAGAACAAACUUCAACCAGUACUGGUAUGAUGGACCCUAUUUUAACGGAUUCGAUGGGUGAUUUACUAUCACAAGUCGCACAAAAUAUUCCAGAUCCAACAUCAAUAAUAUUUAAUGAAAAUAGUACAACAUCGAAUGAACUUGUUCAACAAACUGAAGAAAAUAUAUACUCUAAUAAUGAAACAUUAAGUGUAGUUACGACGACUUCUAGAAUAAUUGUAGACCCUCCAGUAGUUGUGUCAACCACAAAUAAAGUACCCCUGGAAGAGAAUAUUAAUGAGAAAAUACCCACAAUAAAAGAUGUUAUGGAGAAUUUGUCAACUAAAGCAAAAAAUGUAACAAAAAUGUCAAGUAACAAAAAUAUUGACGAUAUAAAAUACGAAUCAGAUUUAAAAAAAUAUAAUUUUAGCAAUGAGAAGAAUGGUACCCAUAUGGUAAAUAUAAAUCAUAAAAACUCAAACAAUACACAAGAAAAAAACAAAACUGUAUUAGAUCAUAAUAACAAUACGACAAUAGGAUCAAUAAACUCUAUUUUAACACUGGGCAACAAGGUUACCUUGUCGACAUUUAUUGAUUCGACUACUGAAAGUAAUAUUGUUGCAUCGGCUGCACCAGACAUAACCACGGUUCAGCAAAAUAAUAAAGUAAGCAAUAAAUUACAAAAAAUAGAAACAGAAACUCCUAAAUUUGAUGAAUUCAAAAAGAAAAUACAAAAAGUUAAUAUUGACGAAAAAGAGCUUGCUAAUGAAAGGAAUAAUUCAUGGAAACUUAUAUCGACUGUUACUCCGCCUAAGAUAUAUGAGCCUGGUAAAGAUAAACACAAAGUAGAGGGAUUUUACAUUCCCGAUAGUAAUGAUCAUAAGGAUAUAAUUUUGGAAUUUCCUAAAGAAAAUCAAGGAUUAGAGGUUACCACUAAAGAUCUAGGAGAAGAUGUACUUCAAUUUACCGAACUUUGCAAUGAACUUGCUUUCAAAUAUUGGAGUAUUUUAACUGAGAAUGUAGAUAAAAAAAGAAGUAUUAUAUUUUCUCCUUAUUCUAUAACAUCUAUGUUAGCAAUGAUGUUUAUGGGCGCAAAAGGAGCGACUUCAGGUGAAAUGAAUGAAGUUCUUAAGUUAGAUGACAUGGUUACUUUCAAUCCACAUUUCAUUUUAAAAAAUAUAUCAGAUUCCAUUGAAACUACUUCUGCUUCUGGAGUUGCUGUAUCUGGAUUUAUAAGAGAGCUUUAUAGUGACAGAAGUAGGGGUAAAAUAUUGACAUUUUAUAAAGAAAGAGCACAGCACUUCUAUAAUGGUCAUGUAGAAGAGAUAAAUUUCAAGCUAAUUAGUGACAUUAUAAGGCGAAGAACUAAUUUAUUAGUAAAAAGAUAUACAUGGGGUAAAAUACCAGAAUUUAUGAAAACAAACAGUAUAGUUAUGAAUCCUCCACUUGCAGCAUUUUCGGCAAAUAUAUUUUAUACCGAUUGCAGUGGAUCAUCCGUUGAAGGAAGAGAUGGAGAGAUGUAUUUUGUGGUAUCGCCGAACGUACGGCAGAGACGCCUGGUGCCAGUUCCAGCUGUAGUUUACAAAACUAACUUCUUAGCUGGCUACGACCCUGUUCUAGAUGCCACGGCUGCCGCUCUAGGAAAUACAAAUUCUAUAAUUAGUACUCUCUUCUUAAUGCCUGGUCAACAAGGAAACGUAGUACAUGCUGAAGAUAUAGAAAAUCUUGAAAAACGUUUGUUAAAUUCUGAUCUAAGUACACCUGCUUGGAAUAGAUUAUUAAGAACACUUUUACCUCGCAACGGUUUGGAGCUGCAAAUCCCUAGAUACUCACAUAAAUCUAUUUUCAACGUUUCAUCUACAUUGCGAAAAAUGGGCUUAAAAGAAUUGUUUGAUGCGGACCAUGCCGACUUAGGUGGAAUGAAUGGACCAUCGAAGGAUCUUUACCUGUCUGAUAUGAUACAAUUGACAACUUUUGUUACUUGUGGUGAAGGGGUGAUUGGAGAGCAACAUCAUGUAGAGGAGUAUCCAGAAACAUUAAAUUUAUCACAUAGACGCCGAACUUCCAGGUGGCUCACUGGAUGGGAUGAGCCACGAGACUAUCAACGGGCUUUCCACGAUCCGCAUGACGUAGGUGAAGCUAUGCAUUUGCCACUACAUCUUCGACCUAGACAAGCACGACUUCCAGCUAGAAAUUCACAACCAGCUCGAUUAAAAUUCGACAGACCAUUCCUCUUUUUCGUUCGACACAACCCAUCUGGUAUGAUUCUUUAUGCUGGUAGAUACAAUCCUAGACUUCUACCUUAAAGGCCUUUAAGCCUGAAAAAGACUGCUAGUUUAGUUUAAUUCUCUUAAUUCCUGUAAGGAAAGUGAUGAUGUGUAAUGGUGAGUGUGAUAUAUGUAUGUGUACGAAGUUAUUAAUUGAAUUAAUAUUUAUGUGACAGUAUUACAUUUUUUUUGAUAUAGAGGGAAAUCGAAUAUUGUUAUUUGCAAAUGUUCAUACCUCUGUACUAAUUACAAAUGAAAUGUGUGAAGUUAUAAGACGAUGCAAAUGAAAAAAAAAUGUUUAUUAUAAGUAAAAAAAUAUUAGAAGUAAUGAAGUAGUACAUUUUAAGAACUCAUUUCAUUUCAUUGUCAGUAUAGAUGCACUUUAAGAAUAAAAUAAGAAAUAAAAGUUACGUUUUCUUUAAUCAAUUAUAUAAAGAACUCUCUA